Chaetomium strumarium is the source of this 1011-nucleotide messenger RNA. RefSeq lists its product as uncharacterized. The transcript has 4 exons. The record is from RefSeq and is a predicted model, not a curated record. Lineage: Eukaryota; Fungi; Ascomycota; Sordariomycetes; Sordariales; Chaetomiaceae. The coding region runs from base 107 to 925 and encodes 272 amino acids.
CUCGACUUCAUCACUCCUUAGCCACCGGCGCGGUGUUCCGCCAUGGUGCCGUAUCGAUCCAUUCAUUGCAGUUCGCGACGAUCCAUUCCUUUUGAUCGCAGCAACCAUGCGCUGUCUCAUUCAUUUACUCUUCGGUUCACUCGCCGCCGCCACAGCGCGCGCGGCCAGCGGGGCAGUAUGGGCGACUCCCCACGAAAGCUAUUCGUCUUCUGUUGGCGUCCUGGGCUGCAAGGUCGACACGAACCGCAUCGCAUACUGGCCCGCCUCGGUCGACUGCAACAACAUCUGCGUGAGGCUGAGCUAUGAGGGGAGAUCCGUCCAUCUCUUACGCAUCGACCAAUCCGAGGGCGCCCACGACGUAAGCUACGAUGCUUGGAACUACCUCGUUACUGGCUAUUCUGCCAGGGAAAAGCCGACGACUGGUGGCGCCAUCGCGAUGGAGUAUGAGGAUGCCGACCCCUCGGCCUGCGCCAGUCUAAUACACACCGACGGCAAUAAGCUGCCGUUGAGCGCGGCGAACAGCAUGAACUAUCUUGCCAGUUGCCUCUCGCAGGACAGCUGGGUCGGCAAGAACUACGUUCUCUACAACAUCCUCGAUCCGGUCUGCUCUUGGGGCAACGACGAAAUCUGCACCCUUGACUGGCCGACUGCGAACCAGGUCGUUGCCAACGGGUCGCAAACGAGUGCAGGGGCAGCGACUAUCAAUCCGCCCUUGAACCUGAGCGAGAAGUCGGGGAGUCGUACUUGGAGGACCAACAUGGUUAGGGUGGCGGCUAUGAGCUCGUUUGGGACGGCGGUUGUGUCAGUUUUGGAUACCUUGGAUACCCCUUUGCGCAUGAAUACACGCUCUUAUGAUGAUUGGCCGAACUCAUCGUCCCUCUCCCGCUGUUCCGCAGACCAGUCCCCGGCGCGAUUCGUCCCAUGAAGCAUGACGUCCCGUGACACCACCUUACUGUCCUUGCUCUACCUCACGACUGGGGUCAGGUAUACAUUCAACUUCCCUUUCUCCCA